AUGUCGACUGCCAAGUCGAGGCCGUUCAGGAACGUGACGCAGGGCGAUGAUGAUGAUGCCUCAACCCCGCCAAUCCCUCAAAGAUGGAUCUCGGCCCGUCCACAUCGGCGCUGUCACACGGAUUAUUGUGCUCACGCGCGUACGUACCUCUUUCUGCGACGGCUCUUCCGCCGGCUGGACACGCAGAAUGCCCGCCGCAGUGGACGCGCGCUCGGACAAACAAAACCGGUGGCCCUUGGCCUCCCGCUCGCCGGUCGUUGGCUCGCAGCUGUCGGACAAGACGACGCGGCGCAACUCGUGUCUUCCUCUGCUGAUAUUGAGCCUUUCAUAGCUUCAUCGCCAUGCAUUUUCCUAUUCGUGGCCGGCACCGACUCAUCGGACCUAGUGCCAAACCUCUGCCGCCUCAUGGACCAGCCGCUGUACUGCCGGUGCGAUGUCGAAGAUUUCGCGGACGACGCCACGGACGUGUUCUGUUACGUCACCAGACCCAUAACUCCCGACCACGUUGUGUUCAACUCUUUUCGAGGCCACGCGUCCGUAGUUUCCUUGGGAUUCAACGCGCUGAACCUCAAGCACAAACUGACUUUCGUGCCCUCCGGUGCUCUGAGACACUGUUCCCGGCUGGAGCGACUGAAGUUCACGCAGUCGGACUUGGGUGCUCUCACACAUUCAUUCUACAACCUCACUAGGUUAGCGUGGCUUUCGCUGGAUUCGAAUGCCAUAACGACCCUGGGGAAAGAAUGUAUCGCCGACCUGCCGCGCCUGAAGAGACUCGAACUCGGAGACAACAAGCUGACAGUCGUCCCCGCCGGUUCCUUCCGCGGUCUUCCAACCCUUACUCAGGUCUUCCUCGAGAGGAACGAGAUCGAGAACGUCGAAGACUACGCGUUCAAGGAGCUUUCCAACCUCAGAGAGCUCGACCUGAGCGACAACGUCAUUGAGAACCUAACUGAGCGAACGUUCAAGGGCCUGUCGAGGGCCAUACGACUCGACCUGUUUCGCAACAAGAUCAGAAGACUCGGAGCUCGGGUGUUCAGCCCGAUGGCCGCGCUUGUCGAGCUUGACCUAAAGUACAACGGUGUCGCCGAAGUGGACCCCCUGGCAUUCGAGGGCCUGCCGCAACUGAACAUCCUCUACUUGGCGUUCAACAGGCUGCGCUUUCUUCCCGCCCAGAUGUUCGCGGGUGCUCCGAAUCUUCUGAGCGUUGACCUCUCCCAGAAUGAGCUGCUGACGCUCACUUGGAGGACGGUUGAAGACUUGAGAAAAAUUGACACCGAAUCCUUCCACAUGGGUCUUACAGGAAACAAGUUUAUCUGCGACUGCCGUCUCGCCUGGGUGCAGCGCCUGCAGAAUGUCACGCUGAACGGCAAGUUCCAUCGCGAACUGCGGGACAUCACCUGCUGCAAUGACGGAGCGUCGAGUAACGAGAGCUGCAGAACUCAAGUGGCCGGGCUAAGCCUAGCAGAGUUGCAGUGCCACGAGGAUUACGAACCCCAAGGGCUGCAUCGGCGACACAUCAUGACAAGGAGCGGGCGGAAUCCGGCGGUGCGUUAGAGGAAGUGGAUGACUUCAGCGCAGGUGCCAAGACCCGCCGGACGCGUCCGGUGUCCGAGCACACGACGGAAGACAGCGACGAUCGUGCGAAACCGAAAGGCGAGGCAGUGCAAGUGAGCGAGAAAGACGUUCCGGUGGUCCCGAUUAAUGCGAAGGCUGCGGCCAAUGAAGCAGUACUGUUCAGUGGUGGUAGUCUGGGCAACCUUGCUGGGCCGGCCUCCAGGUGCCUCACGGGUGUGGUAGUCUCGCGUCUUUUGCUUUGCCUAAGCCUUCAGUGUCUGAGCAAGUUGGUCUGACAAGGAGAGCGAAAGUGUCCCAUAUCGGUGUCGUGCUUGCUUUGUCAGUGUGCUACCGUUGCGGCUGGCCAGCUAGGCAACUUGGUGCCACGAGGCGGUGAAACAAUCGAUCACCAUCGAAGAUGACAAGAGUACUCAGCGCGGACGUUAUUUAACUACAUUUAUUGAACUACAGUUGAUAUGAACUACAGAAAUACUCAGAUAAACGAAUCAAAUGCAUCAACACCAGAAGUUUGUGAAGUGCUGAAGUCGAGAUGCACUGUUAAUAAGUAGCCCUUAGCAGAGACAAAUCGAACCAUGAUUACCCUGGCCUAUUUGAGACUACGUAGAAUCAACACGACUUCUGAAUUACAUAAACAUAAUAUAUUUCAUGAUACUUGCUUACCAACAAGUCACUCGGUACAAAAACACAUAAAGCAGAAGGAAAAAGCAAUAUAGCGCCCAACACAUGCUAAUUCAUGUAAAAUAAAGUGACAAGCGCACAA
Molecule: messenger RNA, 2335 nt
Organism: Rhipicephalus microplus (southern cattle tick)
Lineage: Eukaryota; Metazoa; Arthropoda; Arachnida; Ixodida; Ixodidae
Molecular function (GO): protein binding
Source: RefSeq, a predicted model, not a curated record